UUUCAGCUUAAUUUCCAAACAGUUAAUUGCUGGUUGUGUGUUAAAUUUUCUAUAUGCUUUCAUAAUAUAUGGCAGUAUUGGUCGAGACGACGGUUGGUGAUAUUGUCAUCGAUUUAUUCGUGAAAGAACGCCCGAGAUGUUGUCUAAAUUUUCUGAAAUUGUGUAAACUGAAAUAUUACAAUUUUUGCCAGUUUCAUGCGAUCGAGCAAAACUACAUCGUUCAAACAGGAGACCCAACUGCUACAGGCAAUGGUGGAGAAUCGAUAUUUGCUUGUUUAUAUGGUGAGCAAGCGCGCUAUUUCGAACCAGAACUUGUCCCUAAGUUACGCCAUACCAGAAUUGGUAUCGUAUCAAUGGUAAAUAAUGGUUCUAACAUGCUUGGCAGUCAAUUUUUCAUCACUUUAGGUGACAAUUUAGAUUAUUUGGAUGACAAGCAUACUAUUUUUGGACAAGUAACCGAAGGACUAGAUACAUUAGAAAAGUUAAAUCAAGAGAUUUGUGAUGAGCAAAAUAGACCGUUCCGAGAUAUACGCAUAGCUCAUACUGUUAUACUAGAUGAUCCUUUUGAUGAUCCUAAACAACUUCACUUUCCAAGCAGAUCACCAUCACCGACAAUUGACCUUUUAAAUGUUUCUCAGAUUACUUUGGAUCAGUUACUGAAUGAGGAAGAAGGUAAAACAGAAGAAGAAAUACAGAAAGAAAUUGAAACCAAAGAUAUGGCUGCUCAGGCGCAAAUUCUGGAAAUGGUGGGCGAUUUGCAUUAUGCAGAAGAGAAACCACCUGAUAAUGUUUUGUUCGUAUGCAAGUUGAAUCCAGUUACCACAGAUGAGGAUCUCGAAAUUAUUUUUUCUCGAUUUGGAAAAAUAACAUGUUGUGAAAUCAUUCGUGAUAAGAAAACGGGUGCUUCAUUGCAAUAUGCAUUUGUCGAAUUUGAAGAGGUUCAAAGUUGUGAGAAUGCUUACUUCAAAAUGGAUAACGUGCUGAUUGAUGAUAGACGGAUACAUGUUGAUUUUUCUCAAUCUGUUGCUAAAAAUUACCAAUGGAAAAGAAAGGAAGGAUCGGGAAAACGGGCACACAAGCCGGAUAUUGCAGAGAAGUUUCACAUCGAGCAUAAGAAACUAAAAUCAGAGAAGUGUAAUGAGAAAGAGAAGAAAUUGCAAUCUAACGAAAGGAUAAAGCAAUAUUCAAAAAAACGCUUAAACUCGCCAGACCAUAGAGAUCAUUCACGAUCUUAUCGUCAUGAACGACCGGUAAGCCGUAAAUUACAUGUACACAAACGUUCAAGAAGCCGUGAAACUCGCGCACAUCGGCGAUCAAGAAGUCGUGAAACACAUGAACAUCAGCGAUCAUAUCGACGUUGAUAUAUAAUAUUGUUUCCGAUAUUUCUAAUUGUAAUAAAAAAAGUGGUAAAAGUGUGGAAGAUAAUCGUUCAAAUGGGGAUCAGAAAACAGGUAAACCAUGAUCUUAAGUAGGAGAGGGAUGUGGGAAGAAAGAGAAUGAAUA
Molecule: messenger RNA, 1503 nt
Organism: Loa loa (African eye worm)
Lineage: Eukaryota; Metazoa; Nematoda; Chromadorea; Rhabditida; Onchocercidae
Product: cyclophilin-6
Exons: 13
Coding region: 69-1361 (430 amino acids)
Biological process (GO): protein peptidyl-prolyl isomerization
Cellular component (GO): nucleus
Molecular function (GO): peptidyl-prolyl cis-trans isomerase activity; RNA binding
Source: RefSeq, a predicted model, not a curated record